GGCUGAGGCGAUUCCGGCGCCCAGGCGGGGGAUGGUGGGGUGUCGUUAGUGCCGGCGCCUGGAGUUUCCCUCGGGAACGGGUUAAUGUGCGUUUGGGAGUUUAGGUUAAUGCCCUGCGGCCGUUCCGCCCGCGGCUCUUGAUGGCUCAGGAGCUUGUAGGAGCUCGGGCAUCCCUCCGUUCCUCCGAGGGGAGGCCACCGGCCCCGCUGAGGCAGCACAGGACCGUGCUGGGAUCACUCUGCCAUGUCGUGUCCUAAAAACAGCAGAGCAGAAGCUGGAGUAGGAUCUCUUUCUCCCCUUAGCUCAGGAUAACAAAGGAGGCCUCAUCCAAAAUACGUCCCUGCUGUUGUGAUAGGACCUGACAAGUAAAGUUGUUGGCUUUGGAUGAACAGAUGCCUGCACACAACGGUGAAGUUUCUGAGGAAAACUGGAACGGAGCAGAGGUGGUUGGAGAGGCACUUGAAGGAUCCCUUUGUCAAGGCAUCGAAGCAGCAGCAUUACCGUUGUCGAAGUGCCUUCAAGUUGCUGGAAAUUGAUGACAAGCUUCGUGUUCUUCGUCCAGGACUUUCUGUUCUUGACUGUGGAGCAGCACCUGGUGCUUGGAGCCAGGUUGCUGUAGAGAGGGUCAAUGCCUUAGGUACUGAUUCCGCUGUCCCUCGGGGCUUCGUGCUUGGCGUUGACCUGCUGCGGAUUUCUCCUCUGGAAGGAGCGGUUUUCCUGUCGGAGGCUGACAUUGCAGACCCCAGCACACUGAGGGCGAUCCAGAGCCUGCUUCCCUUAGGGCAGGCAGAUAUCAUCCUGAGUGACAUGGCACCCAACGCCACGGGCAUUAAAGAACUGGAUCAUCAGAAGCUGAUCAAUCUGUGUUUGGGCCUUCUGGAUGUCUCCCAAAGCAUUUUAAAGCCCAAAGGAACGAUGCUCUGUAAAUUCUGGGAUGGAUCCGAGGCCCGUGUUCUGCAAAACAGACUGAAGGAGCAGUUCCAGGAUGUGAGAACUAUAAAGCCUCAGGCCAGCCGGAAGGACUCUGCAGAAUCUUAUUACUUGGCAAGGCUGUACAGAGGGAAAUGAAAGUCAAGAACUGCAGAUUCUCUGACACUGAUUGGAAAUCUCAACUUAGUGCGUGUUUAAAGGAAAAUCCCACCAAAAUCCCACCAUUAAGACCCUGGGAAAAUUUGCUGCUCUUCUCAAAGUCCAUCAGGCUUUUCAAAUACUUGUGGACAAAAUGGUUGGGAAUGGAGUGGAGUAAUCUGAAAGGCAACCUCUGGGGCUGGAGUAAUGGAAAUGAAAAUAAAAUGCUGAUUAGAUGAGUUUUUAA
Messenger RNA from Hirundo rustica (Barn swallow), 1315 nucleotides. It is a transcript of the gene MRM2, whose product is annotated as mitochondrial rRNA methyltransferase 2. The transcript is spliced from 3 exons. Bases 385 to 1068 code for a protein of 227 amino acids. Lineage: Eukaryota; Metazoa; Chordata; Aves; Passeriformes; Hirundinidae. The record is from RefSeq and is a predicted model, not a curated record. Gene Ontology annotation, molecular function: rRNA (uridine-2'-O-ribose)-methyltransferase activity. Gene Ontology annotation, cellular component: mitochondrion. Gene Ontology annotation, biological process: RNA methylation.